GAAACCAAUCUCUCCUCUCAUCCCCAAUUUGCAGUGAAAAUGGCGCAAGCGUUAGCUACACCAGUACUGCCUUCUCUCUCUCUCAUCUCCAACCCUAUCUCUAACUCCUCCAAAUUCUCGCUCUCCUUUCCGCUACCCACCGCUUUCCCCAAGAUCGGUGGAUUGAGUAUCAAAUGCGCUCGUGUUGGUGGAGUCGAGAUUCCGAACAACAAGAGAGUGGAGUACUCGUUGCAGUACAUUCAUGGAAUCGGGCGCACUAGCGCCAGGCAGAUUCUCAACGACCUCAGUUUCGAGAACAAAUUGACAAAAGAUUUCUCUGAAGAGGAGCUCACCAUUUUGCGUGAGGAGGUCUCCAAGUAUAUGAUUGAAGGAGAUCUUAGGAGGUUCAAUGCGCUUGCAAUUAGAAGGCUAAAGGAGAUACAGUGCUACCGAGGCGUGAGGCACAUUCAGGGAUUGCCGUGUAGGGGGCAGAGGACCAAGAACAACUGCAGAACUUUGAAGGGCAAAAGGGUGGCCAUUCCUGGGAAAAAGAAGAAGUAAACUCUCUCUAAUUUGUUGUGAUUUUGUAGUGUGAGACUGUCUCAAGGCUCAAUCCUCUUUUGUAAUCAAAGGUAACUACUUCAAGCCUCCAAUUCAAUUCAUAUCAAAUCAUUUUAUCUGUUUGAAUUUGCA
This is a messenger RNA of Salvia hispanica, 672 nucleotides long. RefSeq names its product Ribosomal protein S13/S18 family. Gene Ontology annotation, biological process: translation. The record is from RefSeq and is a predicted model, not a curated record. Gene Ontology annotation, molecular function: RNA binding; structural constituent of ribosome. Gene Ontology annotation, cellular component: mitochondrion; ribosome; small ribosomal subunit. NCBI's taxonomy places the organism in Eukaryota, Viridiplantae, Streptophyta, Magnoliopsida, Lamiales, Lamiaceae.